AUGAAGGAAUCUAUUAGAGAGCGUAGCGAUAACGAGAGAGAUUCUGCUAUGGGAAUGAUGUUGCGCCAGCAACUUGGUAGAGUUUCGGUAGCAUUUGCCUCUAAGGACUUGUGCGCGCAGCUGUCGUGGCUGAAGCAGCAGGACCUCCCAGUCUCGUGCGCUCAGAACGACAACUCGGUGAGUCACCCGCAGCCGUCUCAUGUCCUCCCUGCCGUCUCGUAUCAUCUGCCGUCUAUUUUUGCCCACAGUACAUGCGACUGCCUCUCCUUCUCUCUCGUCCUCAUCUCCCAGUCUCGUGCGCUCAGAACGACAACUCGGCGAGUCACCCGCAGCCAUCUCGCGUCACCCGCAGCCAUCUCGCGUCACCCCUGCCGUCUUGCGUCAUCCCUGCCGUCUCAUUUUCGCCGUCCAUACUGCGUGAGCAGCGACCAGCUGUGCGACGGAACUGCGGAUUGCAACGACGAGAGCGACGAGCUGCCGUGGGAGUGCGGAGGGUACGAGGACGGCUGUCCGCCUGACAUGAUUGCCUGUCCAGUCACAACCAUAUCUGCCAAGCUAUGGUGCAUCCACCCAGCUGCAGCAUGUGACGGUUCUACCGACUGCCCCUUCAGCGCCGAUGAGUGGCCGGGAUUCUGCGUGGACUUCAACAGCAAAGCCACCUGCCCGAACUAUCCGAACCAAGUGCACUGCCCCGACGGCCAAAUCUGCGGUUCAGGCAUGGUGUGCGAUGGCGUGGCUGAUUGUCCGUCGGUGUCGGGAGGAGCGGGGACCGGAGGGGGUGGGGGAGGAGGAGGAGAAUUGGGAGGAGGAGCGAGUGGGGGGCUGUUCCCUUCGGAUGAGGAUCAGGAUUACUGUGCGGUGUACGAGUGUCCGGAUGGGUACUGGAAGUGUGGGAAUAUCGUGCAGUGCAUAGCUGAAACGCUCAAGUGUAACGGCGUGCAGGAUUGCAGCGAUGGGAGUGAUGAAACGGACUGCAGUGGCUCGGGUGGGAGCAACAGCAGUGACUCGGAUUCUUCUCAAGAUGACACGACCUCUUCUGGAAUUGACACGUCUGGAGAUGACACCAGUGGAGGAGGUGAUACAACUGGGCCCUCAGACGGAUCACCUGGAGAUGUAACGGGAACUGGAGCGGGAGGAACUGGAGCAGGAGGAACUGGAGCGGGAGGAACUGUAACGGGAGGGACGGUUACUGCUACUACACCUGUACCUCCCACACCCAAGCAGGUUCCCCCUCAGGUGAUUCCUGGUACAGGUUCAGUAAGCAAGGCGAUUGGCAACGCACAGGGUGCUGUUACCCAAGCAGCUAAUGGCGCAGCGAAGGCCAUUGGAGGGCUGGCGAAGAAGCUUAUAAAGGGGGGAAGUGCGAGAAAGAAGAAAGUGAACCCAGGGGUUGUGCCAGGAGCAGGGGGAGCUGCAGCGAGCGGAGCAGCAGGUGGUGUCGGAGGAGGUGAUACGCCAGGUGGAACCUCAGGUGAUGCCUCAGGUGAUACCUCGGGUGAUGCCGCAGUUGACGGUGCAGGUGAUUCGUCAGGCGGUGCUUCAGCUGAUGGUUCUGGUGAUGCUUCAGGUGAAACUUCAGGGGGAAACAGCGGCACUGGUACUGGCACAGGAACCUCCUUGGUUGGUGCUCAGAGCAGCCCGACAGGCAGCAGUGGCAGUAAGAAUGGUGGUUCUAAAUCAGGGACUGCGUUUACCACUCGCACCGUUGCAGAACCGAAUCUCACUCCUUCCGACCCCUCAGCUGGGACAAGUGGGGGCAAGAGGGGAGGAAACGCAGCGUGGAGCGGACAGGAUGGGAUUAGAAGUCAAAGAAGAAAAAGAAGAACCGGGAGGGAUUCUGGGCGUGGGUGA
Molecule: messenger RNA, 1851 nt
Organism: Closterium sp. NIES-65
Lineage: Eukaryota; Viridiplantae; Streptophyta; Zygnematophyceae; Desmidiales; Closteriaceae
Source: the annotation of a GenBank genome assembly